UUCACAUUCUCUCAUCACUCCCUCUUUCUCUUCCUUUCUUCUUAUAAAGGAAGUCCCAGACCCUUUUUAAAAACAUUAUUGAUAUACAGAUCUAGCUAAUAUCAUCACCCCCAACCAACAAAGCCAAUACCAAAAAAAAAAAAAUGGAUCUCCAUAGCUUAUUGAGUUUGGCUCUGUUGAUAUUAUAUGCCUCCAUCAUCAUCGAGCCUUAUCGAGCAUUCGGCUUGAGCCAGGGUUCUUUCGGCCUAGAAGGCGGUGCUGGCAUAUGCUCGGCGGUGACGGUGCAUGGUUACAGAUGCCAAGAGUUCCACGUGAGAACAGAUGAUGGGUAUAUAUUAAGCGUGCAGAGAAUUCCUCAAGGUCGUCUAGGAAGUGGUGGUGGUGGUGGCGGUGGGAAGACCAAGCAGCCAGUCUUAUUGCAACAUGGGGUUCUCGUGGAUGGAAUGACAUGGGUCUUAAAUUCUCCAGAUGAAUCGUUAGCAUUCAUCUUGGCUGAUAGUGGUUUCGAUGUGUGGAUCUCUAAUACCAGAGGGACCAAGUUCAGUCGUCGACAUUUGACCCUUGAUGCUACCAACCCUGAAUUCUGGAACUGGACGUGGGAUGAUCUAGUAACACAUGACUUACCAGUUGUUAUUGAUUUUGUGUUCAAACAAACGGGGCAAAAGAUUGAUUAUGUUGGCCACUCCAUGGGAACUUUGGUAGCUUUGGCAUCUUUUUCAGAAGGGCGACAAAUAAACAAGGUGAAAUCAGCGGCGUUGCUAAGUCCUAUCGCUUACUUGAGCCAUAUGACCACUGCACUCGGCAAUGUUGCAGCCAAAGCAUUUGUUGGGGAGAUCACGACGCUGUUUGGCCUUGCAGAAUUCAAUCCAAAAGGUGAGCCGGUAAUGAACUUCCUGAAGGCUUUGUGUGCUCAACCGGGCGUGAACUGUUAUGACUUACUAACUGCAAUUACAGGGAAAAAUUGUUGUCUUAAUGCCUCGACAGUUGAGCUCUUCUUGAAGCAUGAGCCUCAAUCUACAGCAACUAAAAACCUGGUGCAUCUGGCUCAAACUGUUAGAGAUGGAACAUUGUCCAAAUACGACUACGGGAAUCUCUUCUACAAUGUGAAGCAUUACGGUGAGUUGAGACCGCCUAUGUAUAAUCUCAGCAACAUUCCUCACAACCUUCCUCUCUUUCUCAGCUAUGGAGGUCAAGAUGCACUUUCUGAUGUUAGAGAUGUGGAGACUUUGCUUGACAGCCUAAAGUUACACGAUCCGGACAAGCUAAGUGUUCAGUACAUCAAAGACUAUGCUCAUGCUGAUUUCAUAAUCGGGGUUACUGCCAAGGAUAUUGUCUAUAAUCAAAUUAUCUCAUUUUUUAGACAUCAGCUGUAAUUCAUAAGAAAAGACUGCCCAGUGCAAGAGGUUUCAUGUGAGGAGUCAGGACUCAUUUGAUUGGAGAGUUACUCUGUUUAGGACAGAUAAUUUUAAUUUUUGUCACCUUUGAGAAUAAACUCUUUAGGGCUUGUUUGA
Camellia sinensis is the source of this 1511-nucleotide messenger RNA. Its product is annotated as triacylglycerol lipase 2. Lineage: Eukaryota; Viridiplantae; Streptophyta; Magnoliopsida; Ericales; Theaceae. Gene Ontology annotation, molecular function: hydrolase activity, acting on ester bonds. Gene Ontology annotation, biological process: lipid metabolic process. The record is from RefSeq and is a predicted model, not a curated record.